This is a messenger RNA of Pseudoliparis swirei, 6551 nucleotides long. RefSeq lists its product as uncharacterized. Gene Ontology annotation, cellular component: membrane. Bases 4778 to 5260 code for a protein of 160 amino acids. Lineage: Eukaryota; Metazoa; Chordata; Actinopteri; Perciformes; Liparidae. The transcript has 5 exons. The record is from RefSeq and is a predicted model, not a curated record.
AAUCAACUGGUCCCCGGAUAAUAAACAAUCAUCCCACCAAAUUUCAUGCGAUUCGGUUCAAUACUUUUUGAGUUUUGCGAAUAACACGCAUACAAAUAAAUAAAUAAAUAAAUAAAUACACGGCGAUCAAAACAUAACCUUCCGGCAUUUUCAAUGCGAAGGUAAUAAUAGUAUUGUCAAUCUGCCUUUAUCAGUGUGUUCAUAAUGAUCAAAUAUCAAGAUGUAUAGAACAGAUUAUAACCUCUUUUCUGUAAAUAUUCAUGUGUUUAAUUUAAAAUCAGCAAAAUUCAGACAUUACUUAUAGCUAAACAUGUGUCGUGCCGUUUCAUGUCACCUGUAGCUAUCAAUUUGUGUCUUUGCUUCAAGAAUAAUUCCAGAUGUUUGAUACGAUUUUUUAACUGUAAAGUAUUUUUGCCACAUAAUAUAAACCACUUGACUAAUAUAAAAGGGCUUUCUUCUGUAAACUGCACAUCUAAAUGAAGCAAGAGGGCCGUGGGUUCAAUUCCCGGUCUGGGCGGUCCGUCUGUGUGGAGUUUGCAUGUUCUCCCCGUGGCAGUGGGUUCCCUCCGGGUUCUCCGGCUUCCUCCCACAGUCAGGCUAAUUGAUGUCCCAAUGUCCCAUAGGUGUGAAUGUGAGAGUGAGUGGUUGUCUGUCUCUAUAUGUGCCCUGAGAUGACCUCUGACCUGUCCAGCGCCCCGUGACCCAAAUGAGCAUGAAGCGGUAUUGAUUUUCGAGCAAAAACGCCUAAAAUGAUCUGACGAAAUUAAAAUGGCUGUAGUUUCUGAACCCCUCUAAAUACAUUUAUCAAUGAAGGCUUUCUAGAAAGAUUACCCUUGUGAUUACUUGUGAAAGUGUCAAAAAUCCUUUAGGUCAUACAGAAACAGAGCAGUGGGCCUUUGAAGUCAGUAAAAAUGUAAGAUUUUUGUCCGCCUAAAAUAAAAAAGUAUAUUUCAGUAUAAAUAACUGCCUGUGACUGUAUCUGUACAGGAAAAGGACAGUAUAUGUGUGUAACUGCACUAGUACUAAACACCUGCUUCAAAUUUGAAGAGGACAGGACAAAGUAUGACCAUCCUACAUUGUUUUUCAUGAAAAGAUCCAGGCGGAGCUCCAAAAAGGACAUUUGCAGACUCCAAAUGCACACAUGGUACCCAAAUGAUAUUAUAAGACACUGAAGGUGUUUUCCUUUACAUGUUGAUAUGUUUCAACAUAUAUCAAUGUAAAGAACUGUAAUUUCACUGCAAAAUAUAACUUUUACUCCAAGUAGAGCAGAUGUAUUGCUAAAUAAUAUAUACAUAUAAAUAUAUACGACAUAUAUAUAGAUAUAUAUAUACACACAUAGUGACAUAUAUAUGUCGUAUAUAUACGUAUAUACUACAUAAUAUAUAUACACACACAAAUAUACAGAGCUACCAACUCUCACGGUUUCGCCGUGUGACACACGCUUUUGCAUGUUUUCACACGCUCUCACGCAACCAAUUUCCAGGGAUCUCAAGUUUUGAAGACAGGCAAGCGUGAGAUUUCCAUCAGCACCCGAUACAGCUGACCGUUGCGCGCGCCGGCAUCGAGCCGAAAAGAGUUGUUGACGGGGGGUUUGCUCCAUCCCAAUGCGCGCAAGACCGGCGUCGGAGCUCUGCAGCGGAACAAUCGAUCGGCGUAUUGAGCACCCCUGCAUUCAAGCAUUAAAUAGCCGAGAGGUUUUUUCAGCGUGAGGAAUUCGAUGUGUGGCGGGAGUGCGUGAGAUAAGACCGAAAUGCGUGAGUCUCACGCUCAAUGCGUGAGACUUGAGAGCCCUGCAUUUCUCACGGCAAAAGAAAUUCUGAUUUUGGCCCGAGGCGCGUUGGUUUGUUUUCAAACUGACAGUCACGCAUUUCGUUCUUAGGUCACGCACUCCCGCCACACCUCGUAUUUCUCACGCUGAAAAAACUCUCGGCUAUUUAAUGUUUUAAUGUGCCGCAGCGCGCCAACAUGAGCCGCGCUGCCCUCACCGUGGGGAAUCAAGCGCUCCCCUGGAGUUCUGCUGCGAGUUGCCACUUAUCAGCCAAUCAGAAAAAAGAAAUGGGCUACACAAUAGCCAAUCAGAAAAAAACCUAUCUGGGUAAGAUUUAAUCCAGCAACCAAUGAAAAUAAAGCAUCCUGGAUAAAUAUGUCACUCUUGCCUGUCUUCAAAACUUAAGAGCCCUGUUAAUGAUUCAAUUAAGUUCUCACUCUCUUAAACUUUAAAUCUUGAAAUAAUUUGUUGUGUUUGUGCGUGUGAUUUUGUGUGGUGAAUGUAAACUCAGCUGUCAUAACAAGCAGCAGGAGAGCACCUUGUUAACCUCUUGGUAUCCUGCAUGCUCAACACAUCAGAGCAUUGUUUAUUAAGGCUGCCCACAUAGCAUUUAUCACUUUAUUUACAGGCCUAGGAAAAGGACCCUCUCAAAAAAUUUCAAAACAGCACUUUGAACAAGUAAGAUGUAUUAUAAAGAAUUUAACAUAAAGACAGGACAUUUGUGCAAUAGAAUUAGGCAUGUUUUUGUAAAUGAGAGUAGAGUUAUUAAAAAACAUUUUAAUUCUUUAAGGUAGCAAAGAUGUCUCGUAAAAGACCUUUGCCAGGCCAGAAUGCAGGGUACAACAUGGGCACAACGCCACAUUUAUUCAAAUUUCCUGAUAUUAUAGCCACCAACGUGUGUGGCUGAGUGCGCGGCAAAAUGUUGGUCACCCCCGACAAAAUCUCACUCCAAGGUUUUUUGAAAAGUUGCCAGCUCUGAAUAUAUAUGUAUGUAUGAACAUAUAUUUCUAUACAUGAACAUAUAUAUUCUGUAAGGAGAAGACUGGCUGCGCCCACGUAUUUCAGAGGAGUUCCGUUACGUGUGACUCAAUUUGCAUAUGCAACACGUCGUUAGAAAGCCGUAAGUCUCCUCUAGAGUAGACGAAGGGAUUGACAGUCUAACCUAACUGUUACUAAUAAAAUGUAGUCAAACAAAAACGGAGCAAAUCACCGUGUUCAUGGCCCGGCAAAGACAGCGCGGUCUCCUGGCUUCAACACGUUACUGUCAGGGAAGACAGCCCACCAAAAAACAAGUUUUUUUGUAAAACUUUUUACCUUUUCUGAUUCCGCUAGCUCUUUGCUAACUUCCGCUAGUACUUCCGCUAAUACCUCCGCAAAUACAUCUACUUAGAAAGUGUAUUCUGUACGUUUUCUCCGUCGAAAUGUUGCAAGACCCGACUUGCUGCAUUUAUCGCGACUUUAGACAUUGUGUGUUUGGGCUCCUCUUGUGAAAAAUUAUUACGAAAUAAAAGAAAAUGUCAGAGCUACCAACUCUCACGGUUUCGCCGUGUGACACACGCUUUUGCAUGUUUUCACGCUCUCACGCCACACAACCAAUUUCUCACGGCAAAAGAAAUUCUGAUUUUGGGCCGAGGCGCGUUGGUUUCUUUUCAAACUCCGCGACGAUAGAUGGCGCUAAGGAGCGCAUCUGUAAACCUGUUCGCUCCAUAGACAUCCUAUUUACCCCAGAGUCCCGGAGUUAGCAACAGAAGAAGAUUUUCAAACAGACACAACGAGCAGAGACUGGUGUGUUAAUGCAGGAUCCAGAGUGUCACGCAUUGAGCGUGAGACUCACGCAUUUCGGUCUUAAGUCACGCACUCCCGCCACACCUCGUAUUUCUCACGCUGAAAAAACUCUCGGCUAUUUAAUGUUUUAAUGUGCCGCAGCGCGCCAACAUGAGCCGCGCUGCCCUCACCGUGAAGGAAUCAAGCGCUCCCCUGGAGUUCUGCUGCGAGUUGCCACUUAUCAGCCAAUCAGAAAAAAACCUAUCUGGGUAAGAUCCAGCAACCAAUGAAAAUAAAGCAUCCUGGAUAGAUAUGUCACUCUUGCCUGUCUUCAAAACUUAAGAGCCCUGUUAAUGACAUGUGGUUCAAUUAAGUUCUCACUCUCUUAAACUUUAAAUCUUGAAAUAAUGUGUUGUGUUUGUGCGUGUGAUUUUGUGUGGUGAAUGUAAACUCAGCUGUCAUAACAAGCAGCAGGAGAGCACCUUGUUAACCUCUUGGUAUCCUGCAUGCUCAACACAUCAGAGCAUUGUUUGUUAAGGCUGCCCACAUAGCAUUUAUCACUUUAUUUACAGGCCUAGGAAAAGGACCCUCUCAAAAAAAUUCAAAACAGCACUUUGAACAAGUAAGAUGUAUUAUAAAGAAUUUAACAUAAAGACAGGACAUUUGUGCAAUAGAGUUAGGCAUGUAUUUGUAAAUGAAAGUAGAGUUAUUAAAAAACAUUUUAAUUCUUUAAGGUAGCAAAGAUGUCUCGUAAAAGACCUUUGCCAGGCCAGAGUGCAGGGUACAACAUGGGUACAACAUGGGUACAACGCCAAAUUAAAUCAAGAUUCCUGAUAUUUGAGCCACCAACGUUUGUAGCUGCGUGCGCGGCAACAUAUUGGUCACCCCCGACAAAAUCUCACUCCAAGGUUUUUUGAAAAGUUGGCAGCUCUGAAAUGUAUAUGUUCUUUGCAAAGAUGAGGAUGUGUUGAAUGCUGGGAUACCAAACAUGCCCAUGUUUAUUGAUGUGGUCUGCGUGAGCAAGCCGUUUAAAGGGAAGGGGAGGGUCUUAAGGACGCCGGCGUCCUCAGUGGAGUGGAAGAGGUUAAACCAUUUUAAUAGCUCAAACUAAUACAGUACGAAUACAACAGCCAUGCUAUUUAAACUAUUUUUAAAGAGGCGUUGAAGUCAACUUAAUGAUAUAUAUAUUAUAUAUUUGUAAUUUCGAUACUGUCUUGUCUCUUUCAGCCCGCAGCAGCCAGCAGGAUGUCUGUGACCAUGACCAAGGCCGAUGGGGUGACCGUGUUCACCAUGAUCUCUGACCCCCAAAGUGUUCUCCCUCCACUGUGCCAAAUCCUCAAAGGCCUUUGCUACAGCCCGGUGUGCUGCUCUGUGUCUCAGCACCUGAAGACGGUCCAGAGAAAGGCCCAGUCAGCACUGGGGGCGAUGCACAUUAUGGUCGGGUUGCUCAACAUCGGCCUCGGAGUGAUCCUUCUCUGCAGCCACGGGGGGUCUUGGUGGAUCGGAGCAUUGAAUAUUUUGUUUGGCAUCGUUGGCGUUUUGUCCGAGAAGUGGCCGAGUCCAUGUCUGGUCAUCGCCAAUGUGAUCCUGAACGUAGGACAGACAACCACGAUUGCAUCUCCCCGGGGAGGAGCACAUGAGGGCAAAGCACUGGCUGUGAGAGGAUUCACCAGCGCCUGCAGCUCAACCUGCAGCUCCACCUGCCCGGCCAGCAAAGAGGUUUCGUGACACGAUAACAUGAUGUUAUUAUAGUGAAGCUAUAUUGUAAAUAGUCUGUCAAUAGUUGUGUUCUGUUUUCUAUUUCUCAACAUGUAUAUAAUGUAGAAUUUUUUUUUUAAUGUACAAUACAUAUAAAAAAUGUAAUGGUCUUUUUUUUUUUGCACACACCCCAUGAAACUUUAUCUGCUAUAUGAAGUCAUUUCUCAGUCCCAUCUUUAUCAUUUUGGUGAAUGUGACAGACCACAUCAUUUUUACAAAAAAAAUGUUAAUACAAAAUUUGGUUUUCCUCAUUUAUUCAAUACAGUUUAUUUGUAGAGCCCAAUUUCACAAAUUACAAAUUUGUCUCGGAGUGCUUUACAAUCUGUGCAUAUAGACAUCCCUGACCUUUGACCUCACAUCGGAUCAGGAACAACAGAGGAGGAUCCCUCUCCAGGAUGGACAGGUGCAAUUACAUGUAUCUAGCAUUGUAUAAAGAUAUUUCACUGCUUUUGUGAACCUAUGACCUUUGGUAAACCAAUUUCAAACACCAAAACAGUUCGUCCACAUGAGUAAAGGUGUGUUUUCAGAAGAGAUAUGAAUAAUUUUUAAAAAUCGAACUUCAAUUGUCAGCUUUAGGGUCAUAUUUUCUCGAGUAAAGCGCUGUCGGUUUGUUUGUGACGGGGUUCAUACACAUGCUGACCAGAUAACGCCGCACAUCGCCCUCAAUUUAAAGAUCACUUUCUAGUUUCUGCUGCAGGCAGGAUAUUUAAUACAGUCUAUCUCUCAGGACAAUCCGUCCAUUAUUUUGCUGGGUUUAAAACAAUUAGAAAUUAUUGAGCUUGAGUAUUUCGUUGGGUAAUAAUUUGUUUUAAAUGUUGAAAGUGAUUCCAUUGAUCUCUUUCCAGUAAAUGUUGAUUACUUUAACUUUGCACCUUAAAUUGAAAUGUAUAAAAAACAGACGCAAUCUCCAGUUUAAUAAAUUACAUUGCGUGUCCAAAUGCUCCUGGCCCGGCCCCUCUGUCACAUUUUAGAACCGAUUGUGGCCCACAGGUCAAAAAGUUUGCCCACCCCUGCUCUAGAGGGUGGUAAAAUGCUUCUCUCAAAGUUUCAGCUUGGACCUCAGAAAGAUAGUAAACAGAAAAAAAAUGUUGACGUGUUUGUAGUGUGUGUACACCGUACACACACUUCUGCUCUUUAUCGCCCCCUAGUGGAUUUCACGAUUCUGCUCUUUAUCGCCCCCUAUCGGAAUGUCCUAUGUAUUAGCCCAAAGCAAUGUUUACAAUAGAAAAGGAGAGUUACUAGGUUGUUUUAGUUAAAUGAA